AUGGCGUCGUCACCAAAAUUCAGCUUGGUUCUUAAACUGUCUUCUAACUGGUUCGUGGGCGGCGUUCCAGCUGGAAUUGAAGGCCUAAAAGGUCUAAAAGAACUUCAGCUAGCUGGACUGUUCACAAAUGGCUCAUUCGCUCCAGAGAUUGGCAACCUCCUGAAUCUUGAAGUUCUUGUUCUUAGCCAGAAUAGUUUCUCACCACAGGAAAUCCCGCCAAGUUUUACCCAGUUGAAGAAACUGAGACACCUCUGGAUGAAAGAGGCCAACUUGAUUGGCAAAAUCCCGGAAAAUAUCAGCAGCAUGGAAGCACUAGAGUACCUGGAUUUAUGCAAAAAUGACUUGAGUGGAAACAUUCCAAGUGACUUCUUCCUGCUCAAGAAUUUGACCACGGUUUUCCUCUACACAAACAGAUUGUCUGGGCCUGUUCCCCGUCCAGUUAUGGCAUUGAAUUUGAAUGUUAUUGAUUUUUCUAAUAACAGCUUGACGGGGAGCAUUCCAGAAGACAUCGGAAAGAUGGUAAAGUUGGAAAAUUUGGCCUUGUUCAUGAAUCAAUUAUCAGGGAAAAUACCAGUAGGCAUAGGUAGACUGCCAGCACUGUCUUCUAUUGAACUCUUCAUGAAUAAUCUGUCAGGUGAACUUCCGCCAGAUUUAGGUCGAUUUUCGAAGCUUAAAGUUUUUGAUGUCUCCAAAAACCAUCUUACAGGAUCACUACCAGAUGGUUUGUGUUAUAAUAAGGUAUUGUAUGGCAUUUAUGCUUUUGACAACAAUCUCACGGGUGAGUUACCAAAAUCACUUGAGGAUUGCAACACCAUGAGUGGAGUCAGGGUUGAGAGAAACAAUCUUUCCGGUACAAUUCCUGAUGGUCUAUGGACAAUUGGGCCUUUGACAGAGUUGCUGAUUAACAAUAACCAGUUCACUGGUCAGCUGCCACAAAAGGUGGCAUCAAAUUUAUCUCUAGUUGAUAUCAGCAACAACCGAUUUUCGGGUGAAAUUUCUGAAGGUUUAUGGACGGCUGAGAAUUUGGAAGUGUUGCAGAUUAACAAUAACCAGUUCACUGAAGCACUUUUCGAACUCACCAAACAUCUCUCAUCACUGGACUUCAUCAUCAGACCACUGUACCUGGCUGGGAAUCACCUGCCGGAAUGGCGUCGUCACCAAAAUUCAGCUUGGUGCCCUAAUCAUCAACGACACAAUCCCCCCUUCAUCUGCGACCUGAAAAAUCUCACUCAUCUUGAUCUCAACAACAACAAUAUCCCUGGAUCAUUUCCUACAUUUCUGUACAAUUGUUCCAAUCUUGAAUACUUGGACCUUUCUUUUAACAACCUCAGUGGCAUCAUCCCUGAUGAUAUUAGCCUGCUUUUUCCUCGACUACAGGUUCUUAAACUGUCUUCUAACUGGUUCGUGGGCGGCGUUCCAGCUGGAAUUGAAGGCCUAAAAGGUCUAAAAGAACUUCAGCUAGCUGGACUGUUCACAAAUGGCUCAUUCGCUCCAGAGAUUGGCAACCUCCUGAAUCUUGAAGUUCUUGUUCUUAGCCAGAAUAGUUUCUCACCACAGGAAAUCCCGCCAAGUUUUACCCAGUUGAAGAAACUGAGACACCUCUGGAUGAAAGAGGCCAACUUGAUUGGCAAAAUCCCGGAAAAUAUCAGCAGCAUGGAAGCACUAGAGUACCUGGAUUUAUGCAAAAAUGACUUGAGUGGAAACAUUCCAAGUGACUUCUUCCUGCUCAAGAAUUUGACCACGGUUUUCCUCUACACAAACAGAUUGUCUGGGCCUGUUCCCCGUCCAGUUAUGGCAUUGAAUUUGAAUGUUAUUGAUUUUUCUAAUAACAGCUUGACGGGGAGCAUUCCAGAAGACAUCGGAAAGAUGGUAAAGUUGGAAAAUUUGGCCUUGUUCAUGAAUCAAUUAUCAGGGAAAAUACCAGUAGGCAUAGGUAGACUGCCAGCACUGUCUUCUAUUGAACUCUUCAUGAAUAAUCUGUCAGGUGAACUUCCGCCAGAUUUAGGUCGAUUUUCGAAGCUUAAAGUUUUUGAUGUCUCCAAAAACCAUCUUACAGGAUCACUACCAGAUGGUUUGUGUUAUAAUAAGGUAUUGUAUGGCAUUUAUGCUUUUGACAACAAUCUCACGGGUGAGUUACCAAAAUCACUUGAGGAUUGCAACACCAUGAGUGGAGUCAGGGUUGAGAGAAACAAUCUUUCCGGUACAAUUCCUGAUGGUCUAUGGACAAUUGGGCCUUUGACAGAGUUGCUGAUUAACAAUAACCAGUUCACUGGUCAGCUGCCACAAAAGGUGGCAUCAAAUUUAUCUCUAGUUGAUAUCAGCAACAACCGAUUUUCGGGUGAAAUUUCUGAAGGUUUAUGGACGGCUGAGAAUUUGGAAGUGUUGCAGAUUAACAAUAACCAGUUCACUGGUCAGCUGCCACAAAAGAUGGCAUCAAAUUUAUAUAUUGUUGAUAUUAGCACACAAAAGAUGGCAUCAAAUUUAUAUAUUGUUGAUAUUAGCAACAACCGAUUUUCUGGUGAAAUUCCUGAUGGUGUUUGGACAUCUGGGCAAUUGAAAUGGUUGUUUAUUAAGAAUAACCAGUUCACUGGGCAAUUGAAAUGGUUGUUUAUUAAGAAUAACCAGUUCACUGGUCAGCUGCCAAAAAUGUUUAUUAAGAAUAACCAGUUCACUGGUCAGCUGCCAAAAAACAUUACAUCAAAUUUAUCUAUACUUGAUAUUAGUAACAACCAAUUUUUUGGUGAAAUUCCUCCGGCAAUCUCUUCUUGGAGCAAUCUGUAUUUCUUCAGUGCAAGCAAUAAUCUCUUAACAGGUCAAAUUCCUCAUGAACUCACUGCCCUUAGAUCUUUAUCAGUCCUUAGGCUUGAUGGGAAUAAGCUUUCUGGAAAUUUUCCUUCAAAUAUUAUAUCUUGGGAGUCACUGUCCACAUUGACAUGCAGCAGAAAUCAACUUUCAGGUACAAUCCCUCCAGCACUAAGUCUUUUGUAUCUUAAUCAGCUAGACCUCUCUGAAAACCAAUUCUCUGGAGAAAUCCCACCUGAAAUAGGUCAUUUGGUUGUAAAUUCACUUAAUCUGUCCUCCAAUCAUCUCUCGGGGAAAAUUCCAGAUGAAUUUGAAGUUGUGUCUUUUCGAAAGAGCUUCUUGAACAAUCCUGGUCUCUGUGCUACUACGCCCUCAUUAGGCCUCAGGGAUUGUAGAGAAAAAACUGAGAAAUCCAAACUUAUUGCCAUUAUUGGAAGUAUAGUAGCUCUUUUGUUUCUAGUGGUCAUUCUAUAUAUGGUGCAUGUGUUCAAGAUUAGAAGAUUGGAAUAA
Ipomoea triloba (trilobed morning glory) is the source of this 3312-nucleotide messenger RNA. RefSeq names its product receptor-like protein 52. The record is from RefSeq and is a predicted model, not a curated record. The transcript is spliced from 3 exons. Gene Ontology annotation, molecular function: protein binding. NCBI's taxonomy places the organism in Eukaryota, Viridiplantae, Streptophyta, Magnoliopsida, Solanales, Convolvulaceae. The coding region runs from base 1 to 3312 and encodes 1103 amino acids.